Odocoileus virginianus texanus is the source of this 2649-nucleotide messenger RNA. The record is from RefSeq and is a predicted model, not a curated record. NCBI's taxonomy places the organism in Eukaryota, Metazoa, Chordata, Mammalia, Artiodactyla, Cervidae.
GGCUUGCUUUCGAGUCUUUCCAAUGCCCAUGAGCCCUUUCCAUGGUCAAAGCUUUAUAAUUUCUGCCUGAGAGAAGAAAGAAGCCCAACAGUGGGACUGACCCAUGUCCUGUACCCACCCCAGAUCUCAUGUAGCUCCUGAGUCCCUUUCUGAUGGACAUGCUUCUCCUCCCUCUCUCCAUGUUGCUCCUGCUCACACAGCCCUGGAGAUCUCUGGGAACAGAAAUGAAGGUCUAUUCCCAGAAAAUACUGGCCAACGCCUGUACCCUGGUUGUGUGUAGCCCCCUGGAGGAUGACUUGCCUGGUCGUGAUGGACAAGAUGGAAAAGAAGGCCCACGAGGGGAGAAGGGAGAUCCAGGGCUUCCAGGCAUGCCUGGUCCAGCUGGGAGAGAGGGUCCCUCAGGGAGGCAGGGGAGCAUGGGACCUCCGGGCACACCAGGCCCCAAAGGAGAGACUGGGCCCAAAGGGCCUGUUGGUCCACAGGGACCUUCAGGUGCCAUGGGCCCCCCAGGACUAAAAGGGAACAGAGGUGAUCCUGGAGAAAAAGGAGCAAAAGGGGAUUGUGCAUUUUCAGAAGUUAAUACUCUGAGGCAGCGGAUGACAAACUUAGAGGGAGAAGUACAACGCCUCCAGAAUACUGUCUCUCAGUAUCGGAAAGCGGCGCUCUUCCCACCUGGCCUGGCUGUCAGGGAGAAGAUCUUCAAGACGGCAGAUGUUGUAAAAUCAUAUUCAGAUGCCCAGCAAGUCUGCAGAGAGGCUGGGGGACAGCUGGCCUCGCCGCGCUCUGCAGCCGAGAACGAGGCUGUGACACAGCUGGCCAGCGCCCAGAAGAAGCACGCUUACCUGAGCAUGAAUGACAACACCACGGAGGGCAGGUUCACGUACCCCACGGGGGAGUCACUGGUCUAUUCCAACUGGGCCAGCGGGGAGCCCAACAAUAAGGCCAAAGACGGAGGCCCAGAGAACUGUCUUGAGAUCUAUUCUGAUGGCAAAUGGAAUGACAUAGAAUGCAGUGAGCAGCGCCUCGUGAUCUGCGAGUUCUGAGCCCCUGGGGAGGAAGAGGGAAAUGCCAGGGUUGUGUGCUGCCAGCAUCUCAAUAAAAAGGUGAACCUCUGCUGCUCACGGCUUUCCCACUGAGCCAUAGGAUGAGACCAGAAGGCAGGCCACUUAUGGAACUCCUUCCUCAGAAUAAAGUUCUAAACUGUCUUCACACUUGGAAGACAUGUCAGAAAGAAGGGAGGGGGGCAGCCUGCUUUUCCAGGGGCAAGGGCUAAACGGAGGUCUCCAAGCCUCCCCUGUUGAAAAAUUCAGCACCUCUGCCUCACCAAGAUAGAUGUCUAGCCCUCCAUCUCCGCCAACCAUCGGCCACAUAUGACCCCACUGGUCACUGCCUCCUCCUUCCCUUUCCUCUCUGGCCUUCAAUCUUCUUAUCCUUCAGUCUCUUUCUCUCACCUCUCCUCCUCUCCUGACACUCACAGAGGGGGAGCAGGAUCCUCAGCUCUGGCUCUCUUCUCUCCUUGCACUCCCUCUAGACAUGGGCUCAUUCUCUCCCAUGGUUUCAAAUCCCUUUUAUUGAUGCCUCCCCCAGGUAGAGCCCUGUUUGGACCUCUCUCCAAAACCCAGACUCCUCUAACCAAGGUAUGCUGCAGCCCCGGGGCUUGAAGGUCACAGUGGAGGGAAGCACCAGCUUCUCUGGCCAUAUUGAGUGGCCUUACACCCAGUAGAAUCACCUCACCCUUGAUCUUGACCACCCAGGAUCUCUUUCUUCCCAUGACAAUGUGACUGUGGAUGGCUCAUCAGAGAAUGUACAAUUCACAGUCCUAAUCCCUUCUGAACUUUCAGGCAGAGAGGGUGCCCAGCUAUGUUCAGAUUCAUCCCCCAAACUCUUCCUGCCUUGAAGUACAAGGGAUGUUCAUCUUCACUCUGCCUCAGAGAUAGGUUAGUCAAAUGCUUCUCAUUUUAGAGAAAUGGAAAUCAAGACACAGAGAUGAAGAGAACUUGCAUAGGUAGUAAACUCGGAGAUAGUGUGCCUCUGGGCUGGACAACUGGUGUUUGUCAAUUCAAGUAAAAUUCAAGUUUUAUUCUCACCUAGACACUCUGAGAACAAAGCUAGUGGCAAAAGCUGAGCUUUGCUAAAGCAAAGCGAUAUGGUGCCCACUCCUGAGUUCAACAAAGUCUUCCCUGUCUACACAUGCACAGGAAAGCUUCUUGCGGGUCAAAAAGGGAGGGGCCCGACCCCAUAAUAAGUGUGGACAUGCACCAAUAAGACCCUGACAUGGGAUGUAUCUUAGAAAACAGUUUCACAGGCACCUGGGGGAGGGUCCAUGGCCCAGUCAGUUGUAAGAAAUUAACAAGAUUUAAGGUUAAAAAAAGGUAAACAAAGUCCCUGAAGGACUGUCUUACAUAAGUCAUUUAUGUCACUUUUUACUGCACUCUGCCUCAUUCAGGACAUCCUCACUCCACCAUGGGUAUGUGUCUCUGCUUAGCUCUGACUUACUGCACUCCUCCUCAUUAGAGAGGAUGCCCAUACCCUUUCUCUCUGGGGGCAUAUUUCUGCUUUGCUUCUGUCUUAAAUAAACAACCUGUUUCUCUCUGUGCUCUGCCAUACCGUGUGCUGUGUCUCUAAUAAUAAACUUUGUACCUAUUUAUA